CACAAGUGGGAAAAUAUUAUCUGAGCAGGAUUAUUUUCUAAUUUUUUGGACGACGUUUGAAAAUCAUAAUUAAGUGUACUGAGGUGAGUAUUUCUGAGAUAUCAUUGAGAGGCCACAGAAAAUCUUGAUAAGGAAGUUUACCUUUCAGAGCCUUAAGAUUUCUGUUGCCAUUUUCUAUUUUUGUGCAUGUUGAACCUGACCACAGCAAUAUGACGUUCUGCAAAGUCAUGAGGCAGGCUGCUGAACACCCCCCAACGCCCACAUGUAUUCACCUCAUAUUAAAAACAUACAUUAGUUAACCCGUGCUUCAACAGUAACAGUCUGUCACUAUUUUAGUCUGAACCAAUAGUUUGGAAGUUUGCAAGUUGUCCCAAACUACUUCAACUUAACUGAGACCAAACUGAAUGCUGAUAAGGAUGUUAAAAAGACAACACAGGACGCAGCUGAAGUAGCUUGUCUCAUUUCUGCACUGGUGUCGCUCUCACCAUUCUGCACACCGAUGCACCCGAACCGAGCACCUUCUACCUCCCUGAACUUCUACAGAAAUUCAGUGUUAGAUGUUUUGAACUUGCACGCAGACCAGACGGCAGAUGUCUGUGAAGUCGGAAAUGCAAAAAAUAUUAUGAAUUCAAUACAAUGGCUUUGUUUCGGUUUAAAGGGGAAAGCACCGCUAGUCACUCUGGUUACGUUCAUUAAAAGCAGAUGAUCGCGCUGACGCAGAGGCACUGUACCUGCAGUUGCCAGCAUAGGUGCACAUACUAUAUGCGUCUACGCUUUUUUUCUUUUUUUUUCUUUUAUCGCAUACAUUUGCACGAGUCGAUGGUUUGGAACGCUUAGUUCAUCUUAAUUACACCAGUGACAAAAAGGGAAACGGGGUGAUGAUAUGAUCGUUUCUCAUUUGACAUGGACGCGGGAAUUACGCACAGCUGAUCACUUUGGUUGGACUGAUCCCUAAACUGUCACUGAACGUCAAGAAGUUGUGCCCACAGGUACACACCUGAAACUUCUUUCAGGAGAUUCCGAUCGACUCGCCCCCAGUUGAUGCCGAGGAUCAUGACAAUGAACGGCGACCACCAGUCGGUUGCCACAACACCGCUGGAUUUGCGCACCACACACCGAGAGCGUGGGACUCCGGACUGCAUAAGUCCCUCCAGAGACGCGCGGGUGACAGACGGCUCACCUGCUCCUCCGGCGAGCACAGGGACGGACAGUUUACAAAUUCACUGCUCCACAAUUAGAAAAGCGCCGAGUUCAGACACCAGUACUGCCCACAAACGGCCGGCGGAUAAAUCUCCCAAAACACUGCCUUUUAGGAAACGCCGGAUUCCUUUCGACCCGGAGACCCAGAGCCAGUCACCUCCUGCGAAACAAAGGGCGGACUUUACAUCUCGGGAGAGUUUGCAGGGUCGUUUGGAACAAGACGCGGGUGAAAGCAGGGUUGCUGCCGCGCCGGUAACUCCCCGGCGGAUCGAAGAGUCACAACACAUUCCAGCAGGAUACUCGAUACCCUUUUUGCAACCAUAUAAUUAUGUGUACUACAUUCCCCACAUCCCAGAGCCAAACCUCCCUCUGGCCCACCAGACUGAAAACCUGUUGGCUGGAAUCACACUGGCUACCCGUCAAGAUGAAGAUGGAGACACAGCCCUCCAUAUAGCUGUGGUGAAGGGGGAACUGGCCUUUGUCUCCAAACUCAUUCAACUCUUGCUGCUGGCUCACAAUGGCGUUGAUAUCUACAACAAUCUCCGUCAGACGCCCCUACAUCUGGCAGUAAUAACCGAGCAGACAAACAUGGUGGAAGCUUUGCUGAGAGCAGGGGCCGACCCUGCUGCCUUGGACCGUAACGGUCAAACAGCGCUCCAUCUCUGCUGUGAAUAUGGCCAGCGGGACUGUCUGUCUGUCGUGCUUUCCCUGUCGUCCUCCCCAUUGUGUUUGGAGAUAAGAAACUUUGGAGGUUUGAGCCCUCUCCAUCUGGCCGUGCUGCAGGGCCGUCAGGACCUGGCCAAAAUGCUUCUUGAAGCAGGCGCUGACAUCAAUGCUAUGGACUUCAAAAGUGGCCAGAGUCCUCUUAUGCAUGCUGUGGAGAGUAAUAACCCAGACAUGGUCCACUUCCUGAUUGAGAAUGGAUGUGAUGUCAACAGUCAGUCAUACAGUGGGAACACAGCCUUACACAGCGCCUGUGGCCGAGGUCAGGUGGAUACUGUACGGCUUCUGCUGAAGAGUGGAGCUGACAGCAGCAUCAAGAACAACCACAAUGACACACCAGUGAUGGUUGCCAGAAACAAAAAAAUAGCAGAUGUGUUACGAGGGAGAGGUUCCAAGCAUAUAAGAAGUCAAGAUCAACAUUGUGUCUCAGUCUCACCACAACGGGGCAGCCUAAUGGAAAAUGGGUCCCCAUCUCCCAGCAAUGGAUAUUCACCUUCAACUACACCACACACCCUUCAACAUAGUGUUUCCCACUCUCCAAAUACUCCAUCUACGCUUGCAUUUCCAUUUCACUAGUCACUGUCAAGUGAAAGUUGCAACUACCUCCAUACAGCCAAGCAUCAAGGAGACAUUGACAUUAGAGCUCGCUUUCCAGGACGUCCAGGAAAGGGUUCACCUUGUUGGACGGCAGACCAGGAAUAAACUGCACCUGAAAUUAGACAGCAUGUUCUUCUGGACUCCAUAAUAAGACAACUUUUCUUGGUAUUUGGUGCCUUGACCAAUUGCAUCGAUAGAAAUGUGCCACUGUAUACAGUCAAGGCUGAACGAGGUGAAGGACAUUUUUAGCUCUGCCUGCAGGUGUCAGGUGUAAAUGGCAGACAUGGCCCAAAGCUCAAUGAACUCCUGUUUUUAGUUGUGGCCACCAGAAGAAGUGUUAUGGGGAAUGAGGAGAAUUCUGUGCAACAAACUUCCCUGCUUUACUUGAACUGUAACUAAUGCAUUUACAUUGUAAGGGUGACCCGGACACCCAAAGUCUUGUUGAAGUUCCCAGUCUGUUCAUAUAAAUAUAUGACAAUAUAUUGCACAAGUUCCUUCAUUGCCACGUUGUGAUAAUCCAUGUCCUCUGUAUAUUUCAGGUCUUUCUGUGCAUAUGUGCCUGUGUGCUUUUCUAUUAAUGUCAAAAGUUGUAGAUAUUUUUAUAAGAUAUAAAAUCUAUCCAACAAAUA
Molecule: messenger RNA, 3149 nt
Organism: Mugil cephalus (flathead mullet)
Lineage: Eukaryota; Metazoa; Chordata; Actinopteri; Mugiliformes; Mugilidae
Gene: bcl3
Product: BCL3 transcription coactivator
Exons: 9
Coding region: 1042-2499 (485 amino acids)
Molecular function (GO): protein binding
Source: RefSeq, a predicted model, not a curated record